UCCCGGCGGGGCGGGCUUCCGGGGAGUCAGGUGACGGCUGCCGGAGCCAAGGCGAGCGCGGGCGGCCCGGGCCUCUCAGGAUUCCAGUUGGAAGAUUUUCUUGACUUUGGAUCUGGUUAACUCCUGAGAAUGGCAAGUAAAGGGCCCACAGCUUCCACAUCCACUGAGAACUCCAGUACUGGAGGCACGAGUGGCAGCAGCAGUAGUAAUGGUGCUGGGGACAAUACUAACCAGGACAGCACUUUUGAAUGCAACAUCUGUUUAGACACUGCCAAGGAUGCAGUUAUUAGCCUGUGUGGACACCUCUUCUGUUGGCCUUGUUUACACCAGUGGUUAGAAACCAGGCCAAAUAGGCAGGUGUGUCCAGUUUGUAAAGCAGGAAUCAGUCGAGAUAAAGUUAUUCCGUUGUAUGGCAGGGGAAGUACGGGACAACAGGAUCCAAGAGAGAAAACUCCACCACGACCCCAGGGACAGAGACCUGAACCAGAGAACAGAGGGGGAUUUCAAGGCUUUGGGUUUGGGGAUGGUGGCUUCCAGAUGUCAUUUGGAAUUGGGGCAUUUCCCUUUGGUAUAUUUGCCACAGCUUUCAACAUAAAUGAUGGGCGGCCUCCUCCAGCUGUUCCAGGGACUCCUCAAUAUGUGGAUGAACAGUUCCUCUCCCGCCUCUUCCUGUUUGUGGCACUGGUGAUAAUGUUCUGGCUGUUGAUUGCAUAACUGUGCUCUGUAUCUUGUGUAUUCAGGGUCAGCAGAGCCUCUGAACCAGUUACAAACUGCCCCAUCCCAUUUUAAACCUCUUGGUGUCUGGUUCCAUAUCUAAUCACGGGUUCCAGGGAUCAAUGGUGCCACAGUGCAAUGAGGAAUCUCACAUUUUCCACCAGAGCCUUGGAAUUAAAUAACGGUUAAAAAACGUGUCUCAGCUCAGCCGUCUCAUACAACAGGUAUCCAGCUACAACCAUGGGCCUAGCUUUAAGCAUCACUUUGAAAAGAGUGCUGCUUUGAAACCCUGUGCCAAUCAGCUAGGAGAGGUUUACAUGGAAGGCACUGGCACUGAGGCGGGGUGAGCAGGCAAGGACAGGAAAUGACUACAAUGUUAUCAGUAUCACUUGUUUAGCACCUCUGCAAGGGAAGAGAUGGUGCAGUUGGAGUUCGGGACAUUAUUUAGCCUCUAUAUCAAAAUCCAGUUUUCUUCGGGAAAUCCUUUACAGCACUAACGAGACUUCUUGGGCAGGACACCUGCCAAAAAUGAAACCAGCUUUGGAGACCACUGUUCUGUUCCUGCUACUACUUACCAGAGUUGUGAAAAACCCAUGGCAUUUGACUGGUUCUAAUGACUAUAACAGCAAGCGAUAAAUUCACACCGAAAAUUUUUAAAAUCUCAAUUUGCUGGGGACACAUGCUUGUAAAUUGUAUCAUUGUGGGGGUGGGUGGAGUCAUUAAACUACAAAACACCUAAUUUUCCUCGCACAGUGCAGUUUCUCAUUGAUAAAGCAGUGUUGUUUUCCUUGGGUUUGCGCAGCUGCCUUUGAUUUAACCUGUGAAUAGUUUACUUAUAAUUCUGUCAUGGUAGCUGCACUCAACCCUUCUCUGAAAUUUGGGACUCCCAGCAUUAUUGUGUACCUCUGCAUUAAAUCUUUUUACAGAUCUGAGAUCCACUUGUUGGGGGAAGGGCACAAAAGGGAGAUUUUAAAGUGUGUUUUGGGGUUGACAUAAGACUUGUCAAAUGCAUAAAAUUAUGUGAGGAAAUGAAAUUUUAUCUUUGCUGGCAGGUGCGACGGCAAGUAAGAGGUGGUAGAGUAUCAUUUGUGUAGGACUGUGUAGCUGCUCCAAGCCUAGAAAGAAAUAGCUGUGGUAUAAGAACUGUAGAUUUACCAAAGAUGCUAACUUGAAUUACAGGAUGAGAUCACAAAUAUUUGUGUAUUUCGGGGAGGAAGUUUUGGAAAGUGUGCAUACAAGUAUGAAAGACUCUGGAGCCUUUGUGGAAUUUUGAGUAAACAGCUUUAAAAAGUGUUGCUGAUGAAUCCUCCUGGAUCUGCAGUGCCUGAGAUAUGAGGGAUUCCUUAGCAAAAUUAAUACUGCUCUUGAUAUUUUUUUUUUUUUUUUUCAACUAGACACUUUCAAAAGGCUUUUCUUCUAUGGUUGUUUUGUUUUUGUUUUUUGUAAUGAUGUUUACUAGUGAUCUGAAUUAGUGAAAGUCAGAGACUGACCUCCUGCAAAGGUGAAUCUUGCAACAUCCUGGACAAUAUAUUAUGACGUUUAAUGAAACAAAUCAACACACAGAAAUGUGCUUCAGAAAUUAGACUUGUUCUCAUGUAUACAGAUGAACCUUGUGAGCAGGUUGUGUCUCAGCACUUGUCAUUAAAACUUACUUGUCUGGACACAAACGGUUCAACUGUAGUAUGAUAAAGGGGGGAUGAAAGAUUAAUGUACUUGUGCCCCCCCCAAAUGGACCUAGGCAAGCAGGAGUUUCCAAAGCUGGCUUCUGCAGUGUUUCACCUCAUCUAGUCAUAUACUUGAGCGCAGGAUAAUCUGGUAGUAACUCAGGUGAUGUUUGAACAGUGCGGUUGCUUGGAGGAAGCUUCAGAAGCUUUAUUUUUUCUACACUGAUGGCUUCUGAAGCAUAUAUUUAGGAAACUAGGAUCCUUUCUAGAGAAAAGGCAAUGUCAGCAACUAGCCACAGCAUGGAAAACUUCAGGCUUUGAUCUGUUUUAUUGAAGAGACAGCACCACCUGCUGGCAGAAAGAUAAUGUUGAUUUGCUAAUCAAGGAAAAGGCCUUUGUUUCCCUGCUUCCAUUAUUCUAAGAAACUGGGUGCUAUGAGAGAGGCUCAGGACUGAGUCUGGUACAAUGAUUAAUUGAUAACAGCCUUUAUCCUGUCAAGAUGACAGAAAUCCAACUGUAACAUGUUAAAAAAGGUAUUAAACCAGACUUAAUUACCUGUUACAUUUUAAAAUAUAGAAUUUUCAGCUUAUUUUGCCAGCUGUGGUUGGGAAGCAGGAGGGGUGCAGACUAAGGUGGCUGCAAAGACAGGAUGGAGAGUCCUUAUUUUUAUGGCAAUCCAAGAAACAAACUAGUCUGCAAGUGUUAAUGCUUUUGUUCCUAUCUUUUUCUUGGUGUGCUUUUUGUAUUGUACCAUUUCCCCUCCCCCGUAUUCAGACUGCACAUGGCCUAUAACGGCAUAUAUAGUGCAACACCAUUAUUAUUCACUAAUUUUCACUGUUGUGAAAGUGAUUUAGAAUAAAAAAUGGUUUUACAUUAA
Messenger RNA from Gavialis gangeticus (Gharial), 3255 nucleotides. It is a transcript of the gene RNF185, whose product is annotated as ring finger protein 185. The coding region runs from base 130 to 714 and encodes 194 amino acids. NCBI's taxonomy places the organism in Eukaryota, Metazoa, Chordata, Crocodylia, Gavialidae. The record is from RefSeq and is a predicted model, not a curated record. Gene Ontology annotation, biological process: ubiquitin-dependent protein catabolic process. The transcript is spliced from 8 exons. Gene Ontology annotation, molecular function: ubiquitin-like protein conjugating enzyme binding; metal ion binding; ubiquitin protein ligase activity. Gene Ontology annotation, cellular component: endoplasmic reticulum.